CCUGAUUUGCCGCCAAUUUUAAUAAGUGUGGCUAAAAUUGCGGGAUUCUUUUCCUCGAGAGUUGGUAAAUUUUAUGAGUAAUAAGAAAACGUUAACUACCAGAUAGACAAGUAUGUGGAACGACACAAGUAAGUACUUUCCUUGUGGCCCACCGUAAUAGCUUUCUUUGUCCAUACUUCUGUUAUUAUCGCCUGAUAAUGCCUCGCAUUCUAGUCGUCGUUUCUAGCUAGUCUGCCUAACUUAAUUGAAUUUUAAUUUUAAAUGAACAGGUUUCUCUCAAACUUUUGCUUUACAUGCACAAGUUUGCUACUAUAUUCUACUACGUAUCCAUCGCCGUUGGAAUAACGUUGUCUUUGACUACACCGUUGAGAAAAGCGAGCCGGUAAAACAGCUCCUCGUUCGACUAGUUAUGCAAGCGUUCAAUUGUACAUUCUAAAGUGUUUGAAAAACUGUGCAGAAAUUUCUUUCAGUCUGUGUAUAUGCAUAGCGACAUGUAAUUGUAGGAGAUUGGGCCUUGCACAGUAUCUCCUCAAUGGUCAAUCAGAUUUUAUGCAUUUUAUGGUGCAAGCGUUAGCUACACUGAAUCGAACACUAGUGUCAUGUCUCCAUGUCCUUUAGUGUCACAGCAGAGAACUGGGUUGUUGUUAGGAAGCUUAAAUUGAUCUCCAUCCUUGUUUGAGAGGAAUGUUUACGUCAUAUGUGGGAUUACCUUCCAGACCUGACUUCAUGUGAAGCAAGACCUCUCCAUAAAAUGUUUUGUUUCUCAUCAAAUGACUGCCAUUUUUAGAAAAAGUUUUAAAAAAAAAAAAAAAAAAAAAAUGAGGAAAAAAUUUAACACGCAUUGUUGGAAUUUUAGUGGUAAAGGAAGUUCUUAUUCUAAAUUAAAAAAAUCUAAAUUUUUAAAGAAUGGAGAUAAAGACUUUCUUCUGAAUGAGAACUGCAUAGAUCUGAUUUUCUCGGGUGCAUUAUAUUGAGAGCAUAAGGGUUAAGGAAACAAUUUUAACAAAAGGGAAACAGUCAUAUCCAGACUUAUCUGAAACUCAUGCACUCUGGAAUAAUUCUUUCUUGUCUUUUCUUUUGAUUGGGAACAAUGUAGUAUUCUGACAAUAUCACUAACAAUCUGAGCAAUAUUACAUUUUAAACCCCUUAUGAUUUACUCAUGUGAGUUAGUCACACCAACCUUUUUUCUGUUUUGUUUCCUCUUAGAUCAGUUUGGUGGUGGAUAUCAGGUAUUUAAAGCUGUUUCUAUGGUUAAAAAUAAUUUGAUGAAUGCAGUAGCGUGUAAACAUCUGAAACCUUUGAUUUCUAUAACCAUUCAAUAAUCUAUAUCACUUGUGCCUUUUACAGCCAAAUGUUCUCAAGAGAUUAAAGAUCUGAGAACUCUUUGCUCUCCUUGCAGAAUUAUCAGUUUGUCUCACUGACCAGCUCCUUGUUUCUUUUAGUCAAUGGAUACUGGUUUUGGAGGUGGAGGUUACAUGCAAGAUGCUGGGGGAUUUGGUUCCCCAAUGACAGACUCCCAGGAAAAGAAGGUGAGUCAUUUGAAGUAUUUGCUGGAUGAUUUAACAAGUUUGUUGAAACUCUUAAAACAGACAUGUGUCAAAUGUGUUUUGUUUUUAUAAUUGCUUGUUUUUCAGCGCUCCCCAAUGAGAGCUCAGUCCAUCCUUCCAUGCUCCAUCAAGCAGCUUCACAGUGCAACAUAUAACCAAACAGAAGAUGCCUUCAAACUAGGGAAUAUUGAGUUGAACCAGGUUUGUACUAUUAAGAGUCCUUGUCUGUGUAGCAGAUACAUGCUGUAAACAAACUGCUUUAUUUGCCGUAUGUGUUUGUUCAUUUUCUUGUUGCACAUGUCUGUAAUGUAAUUCAAUAACAGUUCAUGUAACAAUAGUGAUUAUGGAUGUUAAACACUUAACUCCCAGAGGUGAUUAAAAUGUAACUUCUUCCUAAAUUAUCCAUACAUUAUCCAGUAAACAGGUAAUGAGAAUACUCAAAGUUAUCAGGUAGAAGUUAUUAUCUUAAUCUAUCAGCAGAUUCUCAUAACUAAUUUCAAGGAAAUGUGUAGCAGCUCAGUAGAGGGGAGAAUUAACAAUUGAAUCAUGCGAGGUAAAGGGUUAACACCCUGUGAGCAGGGAUUCUUGGAUAUUUUCUUGUAAGAACAGCAAACCCCUCUGCAUGCUUCAUCCUUUGGCAUUAAGUGAUUAAAGUAAGUAUUUUUAUUUUCAGUUAUAUUUACAACUGCAACCUGUACUUUCCCUCUACUUUGUAUACACUUACAGGUUUCAGUGGUUGGUGUCAUUCGGGAUGCACAAGAGUCAGCAACUAAUAUUAUGUACACAAUUAAUGAUAUGACUGGGGAGGACAUCAUUGUGAGAAAAUGGCUGGAAAAUGAGGUUUGAUUUUUACUUCAUCAUGUAAUAUUGUGGUUGGCUUGAUCAAUUCAUCAAGUAGUGAAUCAGUUGAUCUUCAGUCAAUUGACCUAUAAAGUAAUCAACCAAUUUACAGUUAAGUUUGUGGAUGUAGUUUUUAUUUAUGCUUUUAAAAUUUUACAUUUCACAAUUUGUUUCUGAUUAUUCAUCAGAAUGAAAUUUUGAUACUGUUGUAUUUUUGAUUAGUUUAUGAAACUGCUUUUGAUAGAUUUGUUGAAUCAGAAAUGUUGUUGCCAGAUGCAUGUGCCUUCUUCAAAAACUCUCCUGUUUUGUGUUCUUGAUAAUAGGUAAAUCACUAUAUUUGAAAAUCAAUAAUUUGACAUUUAACAAUAAAUAAUGUAUUCAAACAAUCAAGCAUAAAUUUUUGUCAUCUUGUGCUCCAGCUGCAAAUAUUUAGUGAAUCAGUGAAGUUUAAUUUUACUUCCCUUGGCAAAUGUUCUUGUUAGAAUUUGAAUGAUUAUUUUUAAUCAGUUUGCAUAAUCAAACUGUUGUUAAUAAAUUGACUUUUAGGAAAGUGAUGCAGAGAAGGACAAACGAUCAUCCUGCAGGUAAAAAUGUUUAAAAAAAACAGGGAGUAUACAGAUACAAGAACAGCAUUUUCUUCUUUAAUUAUUAGUUGCAUUUCAAGGGAAAUGGCACAGCCUGCAUAACAUAUAGCAAGUCUCAAAGAAGGCAGCACAGAGUUACAAGUCUUUAUGAUGUGAGAAAGAACUAAAAAACAAAACCAAAACGUUUUUUGCAGAGGUAAGAGGCUCCAAAACAAAGUUUCUUAACUUAUGUGCUCAUUUUCUUUUUUUCUAGGGAAAACACUUAUGUUCGAGUAAUUGGUCACCUUAAGUCAUUCAGAGAGAACAGUCGCAGUUUAAUAGCCUACAGCCUAAAUCCUGUCGUGGACUUCAAUGAAAUUACUUAUCAUAUGAUUGAUGUUAUUCAUUCUCACUUGGCAUUAAGUAAGGUAAUAUACCUUUCAGUACACAUUUUAUUUUAUUUUGAUAUGUUUCUUGGGAAAAUUUAUUCUGAAUAGUAGUGCUGCUUGCUGUCUACUCUCUCAAGAGAUAAUGGCCCAUCUACUGAGGGAUGCUCAGCAUAUUUGUUUCAAUGUUGUAACUGCCUCCUAAGCCAGGAGAGAUAGGAGAUAAAUAUAUGUUAAUUAACCUAAAAGUAUAAUUUCAAAAGAAAAAAUAUCUGCAAUUUGUAGAAGAUUUUUUUUUUCGUCAGAAGAGAAAUGUAGAAGGGGAAAUGAGGGACAGAGGCUGGACAUGGGUGAAGCUUGACAGCCUGGCAACUAACAGAAAUCAGUGAUGUCCACUGGCUGAGACCUUAUGCAUAAAUGCACAUGGAGGAAUGACUACAUUUUUUUCCUCAAUCAUUGACAGUCCUUCAUGUUUAUCAUGCCUCUUUUUCAAAUGGUUCUUCUUUUUACUUAUAGCAAUCUGAAAUGACUAGUAUGACAACUCCUAUGAAACACACAACUCCUGGGCGAGGCUUCCAGGGUCAGAUGACAACACCUGGCAAGAUGAGCCAAGGAUUUGGAGGAAACAUGGGAGGAACAAGUGCUGGGCUCAGUGGUAUUCAAAAUGAGGUUUGAGUCCAAAAUUAUGACUUUGUUCUGUUUUAUUACUUAAUAUGUGGAAGACGCAAUGGUCAGUGUGCUGGACUCUGGGUAGAAAGGUCUGGCUUUGAGACCAGGUUGGGUUAAUGUGUUGUGUUCUUAAGCAAGACACUUUAUGUUCAUAGUGCCUCUCUCUCUCUCUCUCUCCACCCAGGAGUAUAAAUGUGUACUGGCAAAUUGUCAGGGGAAGCCUGAUGAAAUGCUACUCCAGUUCAUAUGGGGGGGAGGGGGGGGGGAGGUGUUGUCUGGAGUUAAUGACACUGAUUUUAAUGUGUGGUUAACUAUUACUUUUUGGAAGGAACAGCUCUUUUUAUUGUUUUCACCAAUUUGUAAUUUUGUACUAUUUUCGGGUUUGCAGUAACAUAAGUUUUUUUGCUUCAGAUUCACAGAAUGAUUACAUCAUGCCAACACGAGGAAGGCAUGUCUGUAGCUGAAAUUAAACAAAAAGUUAGAACAUCAGAACAACAAAUCAGGUGAGGUUGGCCUUCACAGUUUGAAGCUAAGCAUCAUUUAGCCAAGAAUCAAGGAUGUUUGGUUUAUGCCAGAAACAAUGAGAAUACUGACAAAAUUUUGCAAAAGAAUUUACAGUUAAAUGUGAAUUAUAAGUCAAAACCCUGGAUGGAAAAAAACAGCAAAAGACUUUCACAGUGACUUGUCCCUUUACACCCUAAAAUCAGUAUGCUUAUUUUACUUACUGUUUUUAUACAUUUCCCAUGGUGCUGACAAGGAAAAUUUGUUUAACAAUCAAGACCUUCUUCAUUUGGGGAUUAUUCCUUUAUUCUCAUGACCUCAAUGUUUCAUUCAUGGGGUGAUAUUGUAAGGAGAAACUAGAUGCUGGUCACCCUUUUGGCUUAAAUCUGAAUUGUUAGUCAAAACUCUGGCUGGGAGCAAACUUCUAAAGACUUUUUUUUUUUUUUUCUUUUUUCCCUUUUUUAGGAGUACUUUAGAAUGGCUCAGCAAUGAAGGCCACAUCUACUCCACCAUAGAUGAUGAUCACUUCAGAUCUACAGACAGUUAUUGAGAAGAUUUAAGUCCACUUCCUCUUUUCACUUGCUGUAGUAAUACAUGCAACCAUAAGAUCAUGACAGACUACAGUUGUUUAGCCCAAAUAGCUGAGAUACAAAAACACUAUGCUAGCAUACUGAAGUAGCAAAAAGACAUCAUCACUUUGCUAUGCAAGUCUGUCACCAAUCUUAUUCCAUACCUGACAUAUUGAAAAGAACACAUGAUACUUAGUAGACACUUAGUUCUGUUUUGUUUAUUUGGUCUUUGUGUUUGUUUGUUCAUGUAUUUUCAGCAUGGUCUUGUCCUCAUGUUGGGCUACAUUUGAUAUCACUUAAGUGUUAGUAUAUUUAGUGUUUAGUGGGUUAUCCUCAAUAGUUAAAUGAAUUUUAUUACCUGCUGAAAAUUUAACAGUGAUAAUCAUGCAUGAAAGAUAUAAAUUCUGUUUUGUUAUAGUUAUUUGUAAAAAUGAGCACUGGUAAUGUUAGUACCCUUUGAUAGUACCAAUGCAAAUGCAGAUAAGCAAACAACUAUCCAAACAAUGAACGAAACAAACCUAACCUUCUUUUCAACAGGUUAUUUGCAGUCUCUUUUAACUGCGAUUUUUAGUCCUUGCAACCACAGUCUCGAUUGGGUCACUGAGUUGCACUUUCAGUGUUUUUUGUUAUUCAUUUGUAAUAAUCAUGCAGGUCAGGAUAGGUUGAGCUAAAUGAGUACAGAAAGCAAAAUAUUUUUCCUACCGAGCUGUUUGCCUAACCUUUUGUACAACACAAUUAAACGCAACGUAACGUGGA
Pocillopora meandrina is the source of this 5831-nucleotide messenger RNA. Lineage: Eukaryota; Metazoa; Cnidaria; Anthozoa; Scleractinia; Pocilloporidae. The record is from the annotation of a GenBank genome assembly.